Oldenlandia corymbosa var. corymbosa is the source of this 858-nucleotide messenger RNA. Lineage: Eukaryota; Viridiplantae; Streptophyta; Magnoliopsida; Gentianales; Rubiaceae. The record is from the annotation of a GenBank genome assembly.
AUGGCCGCAAAUUCAUUCAUCUACAUUGAAAUUCUUCUAGCAAUCAUCUACUUCCUCUACCUCAUCUGUAAAUUGCCAAUCUUCAGAAACAUUAUUCAUCUAUUUCUUAACAUUCAUCGUAUUCACGACUUAUGUGCUAAGGGCCUGAUUCCGGUGCUCGAUCACACGGCGAAACAGGGGAGCGUUCUUGAUCUGCAGGAUGUUUUCCAGAGAUUAACCUUUGAUACAACUUGUAAAAUGGUCACUGGAUAUGAUCCUGAAUGCCUUUCUCUUGAUUUCCCUCAUGUUCCAUUCUCAGAAGCCCUGGAUCAAGCCGAGGAAGCGAUUUUUUGGCGCCACAUUUUGCCUGAAUCCGCCCUGAAGUUUCAGAGAUGGCUUGGAUUUGGAACAGAGAAGAAGCUUAGCCAAGCUUGGAAAAUCCUUGAUCAAGUCAUAGGUAAGUACAUUUCAAUGAAGAAAGAGGAUCUGAAAAACGGGACGAAUUCGAUUAAGAAUGAUGAUUCUGAGGGAUCCGAUCUCCUGACCUCUUACAUUAAUCACAAUCAAGGUGAUGAGAAAACAGGAUUCAUGAAGAUCAAUAAUGAAGACAAGUUCUUGAGGGACACAAUUCUUAAUCUAAUGAUUGCUGGAAGAGAUACCACAAGUUCAGCAUUAACUUGGUUUAUUUGGCUUGUUACAAGUCAUCCUGUUGUGUUAAACAAAAUCAGGGAGGAAUUAACAUCAGCUGACGAGCUCAAGGCUGAUGAUGAAGAAGCUCAAAAGAAAUUCAGGCUUUUUAAAGUGUAUAAGGUUAUAGAUGCUGACAAAAAGAGGUCCAGUCAGGCAAAAGAUGAAGAGGAGUUAAACGAAAGUAGAUGA